CGAGAAUCCGAUGUUGUCACUGAAUUUCGUUCUGGGUAAAAUGUGUAGUUAAACACUAAGCUGGCAGCAUCCCCAUUUACAGAUUGUUAAUAGCACGGGAGCGUCGUUUAGAGUAGUAUACCUUUGCCUGUUCGGAGACAUAUAAGUUAACGCUACAAAAACAGAAUGGGAGAGGAAAUUGAUGGUUCGGUCAGUACGAAUGGUACUGGUAAUGAAAUUGUCGAUGAGGGUAACGCUGAGGGCACCUCAGAUAGCAAUGUUAGAUAUUAUACACUUGAAGAAAUUCAGGCUCAUAAUAUGAGCAAGGACACCUGGCUCAUCAUCCACGACAAAGUGUAUGAUAUCACAAGUUUCCUGGAGGAGCAUCCAGGAGGAGAGGAAGUGCUAUUGGAGCAAGCGGGUGCAGAUGCAACAGAGAGUUUUGAGGAUGUUGGUCAUUCCACAGAUGCCAGAGAGAUGCUUGAGCAAUAUUAUAUUGGAGAGCUUCACAUGAAUGACCGGAAAAAAGAAGCGAAGAAGGAAAUUUACAUCACAACAUCAGGGGACUCUGGGUCGUGGACCACCUGGUUGAUUCCUGCCAUUGCAGCUGCUGUAGUUGGCAUCAUGUACCGUUACUACAUUUGGGAACACAAGUCUUCCUGAGCCCAAGCAGAGCUAUGUUAUGUCUCUCACUUACCUGGAGGCCUUUACUUCUUUGACCAAACCCACUCUACAGUGAAAACAGAGGAUGGCCCACUGCUUCCCACCUACACUCAUGACAUCAUGCUCCAGCAGGAAGAGAGGAGGAACAGCUCCGGGGGAUCGAGCCUUAUAGUCCCUCUCUUUCUCUUUGGUGUACAACCAUAAGGGGACAAGGGCUUGAUGCAUAUGUGUAACUGCCUUUGUUUCCAUCUGAGUCAUCAUUUUGUCUAAUGAUCUAAAUAUUGCCAUCACGCAGCACUUCGUCAAUUUUUAUAUGAUUGUCCCAUGCACCGUUGAUUUAUUUUGCCCCUGGUGGCUGUUCUGUCGACCCCAAUAUGUCAUGUUUUUCUUUUCCAGACAUUUUUUUGUUAAAUAUGCAUCAUUGUUUUUCAGCAAAAAUGAAACAAUUGGGUAUUCUUUAAAUCAUGUCAGAAUGUUGUUUAUUUUUCAGGCUUUCCUUUCAAAUUUUUGAGAUAUUUUUAUAACAUAGAACAUUCCCUCCACCCUAUUCUACAGAAUAGUCCUAUAAUUAAAUCUUUAGUGUAGUUUGCAUUUUAAUGUCAACUUUUGUGGUUAACUUCCCUGCCCCCUUUACACAUAGCUGCUAAUGCUUGUAUUUCAGUGGAACUGCCUUAUAUUUGACUUUGCUUUGAAAGAUUUCAUUAAUCAAAUGAGGAACAUCAUGCAAUUGAAGUAGGAAAAACCUGUUAAAUGUUUGACUCGAUAAUAUCAAAUCAGAGGAAUUUUAGUCUGAACCUUGAUCCGUUAACUUUAUUUUUUCAGUGAUGCCAUAUCUGUCAGUUUGCAGGAACAGACCUGUGGAGUCUUUGGUAUAUAGAAGUACUUCUCAACACAAGCUUGUCUGUAUAUUAUUUUUCUUACAUUAAUAGUUUAUAUAUUUAGGUACAUAGGUAUAACAUGUCAAAACUGAUUCUAAGUCCUUUUGUACUUUUGCAAAUGAAUUAAUGGGACUACUAUCUGUAAUGAAGAUUUAAAGGUGAUGAUAUUUAUUUGUUGGUGAAUUUGUUUAGAAAAUGUUGUGAAAGGAUGCAAAUACUUGUUGCACAAUUUAUGUUAAGUAAACAAAAUCAAAUUUUCAUAGGUUGUUUAUUUCUAUGCAGAUACAUCAAUCAUUGAGGAACAUGGCUCUGAAAAUCUCAUGGAAUGAAAAUUUUAAUUUGGAUUGUUGCUGUUUCUUAUUCUGAUUACCAUACUUACCGUACGCUCGUCUCAAAUUAAAUUAUUCCAACUCUUAAAUGAC
Chanos chanos (milkfish) is the source of this 1942-nucleotide messenger RNA. RefSeq names its product cytochrome b5 type B (gene cyb5b). The record is from RefSeq and is a predicted model, not a curated record. Gene Ontology annotation, molecular function: heme binding. Lineage: Eukaryota; Metazoa; Chordata; Actinopteri; Gonorynchiformes; Chanidae. The coding region runs from base 166 to 642 and encodes 158 amino acids. The transcript is spliced from 5 exons. Gene Ontology annotation, cellular component: membrane; intracellular membrane-bounded organelle.